This is a messenger RNA of Closterium sp. Yama58-4, 660 nucleotides long. NCBI's taxonomy places the organism in Eukaryota, Viridiplantae, Streptophyta, Zygnematophyceae, Desmidiales, Closteriaceae. The record is from the annotation of a GenBank genome assembly.
AUGGCCACCCUCCGUGUUCUUUCGUUCGAUGCUGAGGGCUGCCCGAUUCAGUUUAACGCCUGGCUCGAUGACCUGCAGCUGUUCCUAAUGAGCGAUAGCAAGGACAAUGUCUCUCUCUAUGACCACGCCACUGGCGCCUCAGUUGCUCCUGCUGCCACCGCUGAGCUUAGUGCCCGUUCCCAGUGGCAGACUCGUGACGCAGCUGCUCGCCUAGCCAUUCGCAACCACCUGGCGUUAGCCGAGCUCACGCACUUUGGCGAGCAUGAAACCGCUAAGGCCCUGAACGACGCUGUAGUUGCUCGAUACACCUCUCCUGCCACAGCUGAGCUUAGCCGCCUCAUGCUGCCCUACCUGUUUCCUGAGCUCUCCUCCUUUACCACGGUCGCCGAUCUCAUCACCCACCUUCGUACUAGCGACACUCGCCUUCGCGCCGCCCUCCCCACAGAGUUCUGUGCUACGAACCGUCCUCCGAAGUACUGGACCUUCCACUUCAUCGUUACCCGCCUCCCUGACUCUCUGAGCUCGGUUAGAGACUAUUUUCUCGCUCGCAGUCCCACCGGCCUCACUGUAGACCUCCUAGAGGAGCGCCUCUUUGCAGCAGAGAAGAGCAUUGUAGCUGUAGGUGCUGCUCGCGGCGCUCCUCGCACCCCCAUCUUCUAG